UGUGAUGGCAGUGUGGUGAGAGUGUGAAGGUUACUGUGAGCUAACUAACACGUUUUCAUUUAACUCUAGUUUAGUUAUAUCAGCCUUUAUAGAGCUUUAGUUUCACUAGACAGAGUUCUUCUUCCUCACAGACUGAGCAGUCUUCUCUGUGCUCCGUCCAGCUAGUCAUGGCCGGUCUGUCCAGCUAUGCCGUGCGCAUCGCCAGACUGAGCGCCCAGAUCUUUGGGGGGGUCGUGCGUCCGACAGACUCCAGAUCUCUGAAGGUGGUCCAGCUGUUCCAGGAGCCUCCCAUGGCCCAGAGGAAGGAGGUGUACGACUGGUACCCACAGCACAAGAUCUACUACUCCAUGACCCAGAAGCUCCGCUUCAUGGGACUGUUCAGAGACGAGCAUGAGGACUUCAAGGAGGAGAUGCGUCGCCUGAGGAAACUGAGAGGAAAAGGGAAACCAAAGAAAGGAGAGGGGAAGAGAGCGGGCAAGAAGAAAUGAGCUGCUGUUUGUCUCUACGGAGGCGGACGGCGUUGGACUGUGAACACGCUGUUUGUGGACAUCACUGUAUAGUGGGAUGCUGAUCCUGAACCAGUUCCUUUGGUUUGGUUUGGGCUGGACUGUACAGUCGCUUUGUUGAAAGCUUUCCUACGUUGCAGGAAUAAUACCUUAGGUCAGCAAUGUUGUACUGAAGUGAAUCCAUCCUUUUAUUGUUGUUCCAUAUCUUGCAUUUAAGCCACUAAAACAAGCUGAUAAGUCUGAUGAUCUGAGAGCUCAUACGACCGGAAGAAGCAACUGGUCUGUUGCAGGAAAACUGCACCUCAUGUCAACUCUGGACUAAGUGUUGGCUUAACUGUUCAUGGAAUCGCUGAAACAUGAUGUAAAGAAACUUUCAUAUUUUCAAAAUAAAGUCCAUGUGAGUGAUGUG
Molecule: messenger RNA, 915 nt
Organism: Sebastes umbrosus (honeycomb rockfish)
Lineage: Eukaryota; Metazoa; Chordata; Actinopteri; Perciformes; Sebastidae
Gene: mrps33
Product: mitochondrial ribosomal protein S33
Exons: 3
Coding region: 168-488 (106 amino acids)
Cellular component (GO): mitochondrion
Source: RefSeq, a predicted model, not a curated record